AUGACCACCGGGGAUUUGACAAUGGCAAUGAUCUUUUUCUUACAAACUACAGUUGGACUUCUGGGGAAUUUCUGUGUUUUUUACUAUUAUCUCUUCCUUUAUUUGACAGGAUACAAGCUUAGGUGCACAGACUUGAUUCUUAGGUAUCUGACUGUAGCCAACCUCUUAGUUAUUUUUUCUAAAGGAAUCCCUCAAACAAUGGCAUCUUUUGGGUUGACACAUUUUCUCGAUGAUUUUGGAUGCAAACUUGUUUUCUUUGUUCACAGAGUGGGCAGGGAUGUGGCCAUUGAAACCACCUGCCUCUUGACUGUCUUCCAGGUGAUCAUGAUCAGUCCUGGGGACUCCAGGUGGGCACAGCUUAAAAUAAAAGCUCCCAAGUACGUGGGCACCUCCAACAUCUUCUGCUGGGUCUUGAAUAUAGUGCGAAGUAUUGUGGUUCCUUUUCAUCUAACUGGCAAAAGGAAUAACAUAAACAUCACAAAGAAAAUAGAUCAGGACUACUGUUACGCGAUAUCUUACGACAAAAUCACAGAGUCAUUCUAUGUGCCAUUGCUAUUAUCCCAUGAUGGUUUCUGUUUGGGGCUCAUGCUCUGGGCCAGCGGCUCCAUGGUUUUCACCCUGCACAGCCACAAGCAGCGGGUCCAAUACAUUCAUAGGAACAAUCUCUCCCCCAGAUCCUCCCCUGAGAGCAGAGCCACCCGAAGCAUCCUUGUGCUGGCGUUCUUCUUCCUUUCUUCAUGGAUGCUGUCCUCUAUCUUCCACAUGAGUUUGUCAGUUUUUAACAACUCCAGUCUGUGGCUGAGGAACACUUCUACACUGCUCACUAUGUGUUUUCCUACUCUCAGCCCCUACAUCCUCAUGAGACAUGACCCCAGAGUGUCCACCCUCUAUUCUGCCUGGAUAUGGAAACAAAACCCCCUAAACUUAUCAUAA
Prionailurus viverrinus (fishing cat) is the source of this 933-nucleotide messenger RNA. RefSeq names its product vomeronasal type-1 receptor 2. Gene Ontology annotation, molecular function: pheromone receptor activity. Lineage: Eukaryota; Metazoa; Chordata; Mammalia; Carnivora; Felidae. Gene Ontology annotation, cellular component: membrane. The transcript has a single exon. Gene Ontology annotation, biological process: G protein-coupled receptor signaling pathway. The record is from RefSeq and is a predicted model, not a curated record. Bases 1 to 933 code for a protein of 310 amino acids.